AUUAUUUGUUUUAUUCUCUGUUAAACCCCCAAGAAAAGUUCAGUUUGUCUGCCUUACUUCCUCUCUCUCUCUCUGUCUCUUUCUUUGUUGUUGGUGGUAGCGAGAAUCUAUUUUCUCUGGGUGCUCUCUGUAUCGUGAUCAUCGUCGUUGGAGUUGCUAACUUCACAUUUUCAGCAGAAUGGAUAUUCCACAAGAAGAAGUAGGUGGAGCUUGGGGGCUUCCCUUUGGAUUUGGUCGCCACACUGAUGCCUCUUUCUUCUCCACUUCUUUACCUCUUCUUUCCCAUGCAACACUGCAAUCAAGUGGCAGCAGAGAUGGUUUCUCAUUCAAAGAUGAUGAUGCAGCUGCUUCUCGUCCCAACAAGUUUCAGGACAUUGAGUCUCAUCAUCAUCACCCCUUUGGAAACAUGCUCCCUGAUGAAGACGAUCUUCUGACAGGGAUGAUGGAUGAUCUCGACCUUACCGAGUUACCAGAUUCUGCUGAUGACUACGAUCUGUUCGGCAGUGGAGGAGGGAUGGAACUUGACACUGAUUCUCGUGACGGCUUGAGCAUGAGUUGGGGUCAUCCCAGGUUAUCCAUUCCAUUUCCAACCCUCCCGGUUCCUCAAUUCAAUGCAACAGUUGCUGGUGAGCAUCCUUAUGGUGAACAUCCCUCCAGGACAUUGUUUGUCCGGAAUAUUAACAGUAAUGUAGAGGACUUUGAGCUCAGGACUCUCUUUGAGCAAUACGGUGACAUUAGGACGCUCUACACUACUUGCAAGAAUAGGGGGUUUGUCAUGAUAUCUUAUUAUGACAUCCGUGCUGCUGGAAUGGCUAUGCGGUCGUUACAGAACACGCCUUUAAGACGUAGAAACUUGGAUAUUCACUUCUCUAUUCCUAAGGACAAUCCAUCUGAGAAGGAUAUGAAUCAGGGGACGUUAGUGGUUUUUAACCUGGAUCCUUCCAUGACCAAAGAUGACUUGUAUGUAAUAUUUGGUGCUUAUGGAGAGAUCAGAGAGAUAAGGGAAACACCGCAGAGGAGGCAUCACAAGUUCGUAGAGUUUUAUGAUGUUAGAGAUGCUGAAGCAGCAUUGAAGGCUUUGAAUAGGUGUGAGAUUGCAGGAAGACGUAUAAAAGUUGAACAUAGUCGCCCUGGAGGAGCUCGCCGAAGCUUGAUGUUGCAACUCAACCAAGAAUCUGAGAACGAUGAUUUGCAUUACGUACCACUUUUUAGUAGUCCUACAAGGAACAGCCACAUGUCCGGUUUGGCUUCUGGUCUAAACUCACAAGCACCAGUCUCCAAGCUUGCACCCAUCGGUAGAGGUCAGACUAGUAGCAGCAACGUCUUCCAACAGCCGUCUCAUUUGAUCCAAGAGACAAAGAUGGAUAACAAGUACUACGCUGAGAAUCUUUCCCCUUCUGGUCCAUUGAUCUCAGAUGGAGGUGGCAUUGAGACGUUAUCAGGAUCAGAGUUUCUCUGGGGAAGUCCUAACUCACGCUCUGAACCUCCUUCAAACUCCUCGGUUUGGUCAACAUCAUCCUCAGCUCGUGUACACCAGUCUGUUCCUCAAAAUCUCAGCCAUCAUCAUAAUGGGUCUGCGCCAUCUAAUGUUCCUCUUGAAAAGCAUUUUGGGUUUUUCCCAGAGUCUUCAAAGGACACUAUGUUCAUGAACUCUGCUGGUCUUCAAGGAAUGGGUCUCAACGAUGGAAGCUUCCAGUCAAAAAUGGCAAAUCAUGGGAUGAUGAACUCCUCCGGAGGUGUGGUGGUGAAGUACAGACUGGUGUCUUCACCAAGAGUCAUCAGGGGCCCCAUGCUCUUAAAUUCGGGACGGUUCACCUCUGGCUUUGAUGGUGUGUAUGUGAAUGGUCGUAGAGUGGAAUGCCAGGUGGAGAUCAGGAAGCAGUUUCAGCUUGAUUUGGAGAAAAUUAUGAAGGGAGAGGAUUCUCGGACUACCUUGGUGAUCAAGAACAUUCCAAAUAAAUACACCUCAAAGAUGUUGCUAGCGGUGAUUGAUGAAAAGAACCAAGGAAGCUACGACUUUCUGUACCUGCCCAUUGAUUUUAAGAACAAAUGCAAUGUUGGCUAUGCAUUCAUAAACAUGCGCUCGCCAGAUCUCAUCAUUCCAUUUUACGAGGCUUUUAACGGGAAGAAGUGGGAGAAGUUCAGCAGUGAGAAAGUAGCAUCAUUGGCAUAUGCUCGGAUACAAGGAAAAGCUGCCCUUAUAUCCCAUUUUCAGAACUCAAGCUUGAUGAAUGUAGACAUUGGUUGCCGUCCAAUCAUCUUCGACACACCUAACAGUUCAAACUCUGUUUCACAAGAGUAAAGAAGACUCCGGUGUGGUGAUUUGGGGCUCUCUUUUUUUUCUUGUUUAAGUACUAAUUUCUUAACCGUACAUAUUGGUGAAAAGGCGGAGUUAACUGAUGCAGAAAAGCCUGCAAAGUGUUGUUUUUUUAUUUGCAGGUUUUUAAAUACUGCAGCUGGAGUACCUUACCUACUCCUGUUUUUCUUUUUGUUUUGGGUUAUGUUUCAUGGAGUAUGUGUGUAUUAAGAAACCAUGAAUACUCCUUUUUAUGUGGAUACUAUUAUUAUUAUGUUGUAA
This is a messenger RNA of Raphanus sativus (radish), 2578 nucleotides long. Its product is annotated as protein MEI2-like 5. The record is from RefSeq and is a predicted model, not a curated record. The coding region runs from base 179 to 2302 and encodes 707 amino acids. The transcript is spliced from 10 exons. Lineage: Eukaryota; Viridiplantae; Streptophyta; Magnoliopsida; Brassicales; Brassicaceae. Gene Ontology annotation, molecular function: RNA binding.